ACCCACGAGAGCAAACACCAUCACGACAUCCUUGAUAUCAACUUUAGAGAGCCUUCGCUGCGUUUGUAUAAUAUCACUCCAUUGCUUAGGCACGUCAAACCCUCACCAAUAUGCGUAACAUCGCCUUCCUCAUGGGCCUCGCCAGCUUGACGUCGGCAUCACCACUGGCUGUCCGUCAAACAAGCUACCCCCAGAAAUCGACCUCGUCAGGCUUUACCCUCGUUGUUAAUGUGACGAAUCCGGCGGCCGACUUUUGCGAGUCCAUCAAUCACUACACGCUCUCCUCAAUCCACGUCGGUGCGGGCCAGGCACUUGCCGCCAUCUCGAGCGAGUCCACCCGCGUGUGGUAUGUCAACGGCACUCAACAAGAGAUUAGCGAGAGUAAGGGCACCGUUGUGACCGACGGCGGCACCCCGCCUUUCCCCAACGGCAUCGAUAUCGCGGAAGCCGAAGACUCUGUUUCAGCCGUGCGCGUUGAUGCCGGAGACGGCACAAAGGGUGUGCAGCUCACCAGCGGUUCUGAGCCGUACGCCUAUCUGACGGCUCCCAUCAUCGGCAGCUACAUCGUCUGCAAUGAAAGUGUGCCGUACUACCAGGGACGCAAGUUUCUCCUCUUGAAGCAUGCCGAGACGGAGGUCAACGAAGAAGGCGAGUCCGAGUCGAACAUCCCCGAGGACUGUGUCGCUAUCAGACUCGUACCUCAAUGUGCAAAGCUUGCGGAUUUGCCUGCGGGCGCCAUUGCGAGCCACGAGUUCGUCAAUGAAGUGGGCUGCUACGACGACGUUGCCUCCAUUGAUUGGAGCAAAUAGAGCCUAUGAGAACAGAUUUCAUCGACAAAAGGGCACCCGUGUGAGGUGUCGCCGGCUAGUGGUUGUCUUUAUCGGCCGUAAUCGAGGUGUAUUGUCAACAAGAGGCUUGCGUAAUGAUAAUAAUGACGUGGGAAGCAGAUUGGGAAGGCAACCUUGAGCAAGUCCAGGGGGAAGCAAUGCAAUAUUCGUUACAGAUCUGCCUAGUAGAAAGACACGGACGCAACACACACACGCAAUACAAUAAUCUCACUUGCGC
This is a messenger RNA of Verticillium alfalfae VaMs.102, 1065 nucleotides long. RefSeq lists its product as hypothetical. The record is from RefSeq and is a predicted model, not a curated record. Lineage: Eukaryota; Fungi; Ascomycota; Sordariomycetes; Glomerellales; Plectosphaerellaceae. The transcript has a single exon. Bases 111 to 809 code for a protein of 232 amino acids.